UAUGGCAACACCGUGUUCUGCAGUAAUUUAUUGUGUAUUUCUGAAUUUUCUGAGCGCCAUUGCUUUUUACCGAUGAAAUGAUGAAAUGAAUCUAAUCUAUUUUCAUCCGCAAUUGUGUGUAAUGUUUUAGCAAAAUACUAGAGUGAUCGUGUACUAAAACUAUCGAACUCGCUAAAGUUUUGUGGUGGGCUUUGACAUGGCCGGUAAGUGCUGACUUUAAGCGCCCGCUAGACAAGGGCGAAAACGGAUCGGAAUACCGCAAACUGAAAUAUCGAAGAUGUUUUAUCGGUCGAACUCCGACGAUGACUGGAUCGUUUGUUGAUCGCAUGCGAAGGUCAGAGCGCCUACAGUCAACAGAUUUUUGCAAUUAAUGCUCUCGCCGAGCCAUUUUGAAGCCGGCAAUAUUGUAACGGUAGAGAAAUACCAGGAAACCCUUUCCAAAAUGAGGUUACUUACAGGCAAUGGUGGCGAGACGACGUGGUGUUUCAGCCAGGUGAAGGGCACCCUCGAAGACGACGUCACCGAGGCCGACCUCAUCUCGUGCGUGGAGUUCAACCACGACGGCGAGCUGCUCGCCACCGGCGACAAGGGCGGCCGCGUCGUCAUCUUCCAGAGAGACCCAGCGUCCAAGCAAUGCGUGCCCAAGAAGGGGGAGUACAACGUGUACUCCACGUUCCAGUCCCACGAGCCAGAGUUCGACUACCUCAAGUCACUCGAGAUUGAGGAGAAGAUCAAUAAAAUACGCUGGCUGAGACGCAAGAACCCAGCACACUUCCUCCUGUCUACGAACGAUAAGACCAUCAAGUUAUGGAAGGUGUCAGAACGGGACAAGCGCGUGACGGGUUACAACACGCGCGACGAGGGCGGGCGCGCGCGCGAGCCGCAGCGCCUCACCCAGCUGCGCGUGCCCACCGUACGCCCCGCGGACCUCGUCGUCGAGGCGUCGCCGAGACGCAUAUUCGCCAACGCGCACACGUACCACAUAAACUCCAUAUCGUUGAACUCGGACCAGGAGACGUACCUGUCCGCGGACGAUCUGCGCGUCAACCUGUGGCACCUCGAGAUCACCGACCAGAGCUUCAACAUAGUUGACAUUAAGCCGGCUAACAUGGAGGAGCUUACUGAGGUGAUCACGGCGGCGGAGUUCCACCCGACUGAAUGUAAUCUCUUUGUAUAUUCUAGUAGUAAGGGUACUAUCCGUUUAUGCGACAUGCGGGCGGCGGCGCUGUGCGACCGGCACGCUAAACUGUUCGAGGAGCCGGAGGACCCCCACGCGCGAUCCUUCUUCAGCGAGAUCAUCUCCUCCAUCAGCGACGUGAAGCUCAGCAACAGCGGCAGGUAUAUGAUGUCGCGGGACUACUUAGGUUUAAAAGUUUGGGAUCUCAGAAUGGAGACGAAACCCGUAGAAACAUAUCCAGUGCACGAGUACCUGCGCUCGAAGCUGUGCUCGCUGUACGAGAACGACUGCAUAUUCGACAAGUUCGAGUGCUGCUGGAGCGGUGACGACCAGCGGCUCAUGACCGGAUCCUACAACGGCUUCUUCAGGAUAUUCGAGCGCGGCGGUGCGGGCGCGCGACGCGGCGAGCUCACUCUGGAGGCGUCGCGCGACGCCGCCGCCCGCCCGCGACAACCGCUGCGGCCGCGACGUGUCGCCGCGACAGCUAAGAGGAAGAAGGACGAGAUAAGCGUGGACUGCCUGGACUUCAACAAGAAGAUCCUGCACACCGCGUGGCACCCCACCGAGAGCGUCAUCGCCGUCGCCGCCACCAACAACCUGUUCCUCUUCCAGGACAAGUUCUAGCGCCGCCCGACGCCAGCCCGGGACCAGCAGUUCGAGGUGUGUGCGCCGACGUCGCUGAUGAGAUUAGUUAGGUUUACACAACUAUUGUACUCCCGGCAUGUCGCAGUUGCCAUAGUAACCAGCUUCUAAUACUUCAACAUCAGCCCUCGCUUCAAUUGGCAGUGCCGUUCCGAAAAGCGAUUUAAAAAGUUGAAAACUUUGACACUUCAAUUGUUUAAAAAGUUGAAAUGUCAAUUUUGACAUCUGAUCUUUUUUAAUUGUGUCGAUAAUCCGAGAUGGGUUAAUACUUAUACUGAAAAUGUGAACCUAUUGCAUAAAACUACAGCAGAACUCAUACUAUGGCAAGAUAAUUCGAAACUUCAAAUACUAAAAUAGUAAACAAACUGAAAACCGGUAAUUUUGAAUGUAGACUAUGGACUGAAUUUAAAUAAUUAAAAACACAUGGUAACAUCUCGUUUCGAAUAAUCGAAUUAUUCAAAAUAUAAAACAUGAAUCACAAAUUAUAAUUCAUAUAAUAUUGUAAGACAUGCCGGUGUAGAGAAUAUAGAUGGAGCCUCUGUACAUAAGUACUCUUAACACGUAGACUGUGUAGGUACUAGACGUGACAAAGUCGAGCGACACGACAAAAAAAAAGAGCGACGC
Messenger RNA from Aricia agestis (brown argus), 2443 nucleotides. RefSeq names its product protein phosphatase PP2A 55 kDa regulatory subunit (gene tws). Gene Ontology annotation, cellular component: protein phosphatase type 2A complex; cytosol. The record is from RefSeq and is a predicted model, not a curated record. Gene Ontology annotation, biological process: peptidyl-serine dephosphorylation. The coding region runs from base 371 to 1801 and encodes 476 amino acids. The transcript is spliced from 13 exons. Lineage: Eukaryota; Metazoa; Arthropoda; Insecta; Lepidoptera; Lycaenidae. Gene Ontology annotation, molecular function: protein phosphatase regulator activity; protein binding.